CAAAAAAUCGAAAUAUAAACACACAUAGAAUAAAUUGCUUUAUUUUAUUUAUUUGUUUAUUAGAAUAAGGUGAGAUGAAAUUUAUUAGCUUAUUUUAUUUAUUAGUGGGCUUUAUUUUUCACUUAGAAAAGUGCUCACAUGACAUUAUUACAUUGAAACUGAAUGAUAAGUGUGAUCUUUCAAUUGCAAUUAAGGAUGUCAUCUGACAUUCUGAUUAAUCAAUGUGCAUACGAUACAUGCAGGAGAAUAGGCCUCCUCAGGUAUUGUUAGACAGACAGACUUUGUUUCAUUUUGUUAUUCUUAAUUUUUUUUUUUCCACAUAUGCCUUCGCCCAUGAGCGGUAGGUCUCGGGUUCGAGACUUGGGAGCAGCCUCCUCAUAAAUGGGGGUAAGGCUAGCCGACAUUCACCUCUCCCAGACCCUGCGUAAAGCGGGAGCCUUGUGCACUGGGUACGACCUUUUUUUAUGCUCGAUUGACAUAAAAUCUCAUUAAAUAAAUAGGUAGAUUGAACAUGGCAGCUGCAGUUGUUCCUACAGUUCUUAACCGUGAGAACUAUCGGAAAUGGAGUUCUCGGAUGAAGACCUACUUGUUGGCCGAAGAUCUUUGGGACAUCGUCGAAGGCACCUAUCAACUUCCUGAAGAAGAAGAAGAUGAAGAAGAAGAUGCUGAAGCUGAACGUGAGGCUUGGAAGAAGAAGAAUGUUAAGGCCUUAUAUGCAAUCCAAAGUUCUUGUGUGGAUGAUAUUUACGACAUAAUCGAGUACAAAACCAAUGCCAAAGAAGCAUGGGAUGCUUUGUAUGAUUCUUUGAUGCUAAGUCAUACACCAUACGAUAAAGAUGAGAGGUCACUUGUUGAAGCGUAUCCAACCCGGAUUGAUGGAAAUGAUGGUGAUGCUGCAAUGGAAGAAGGGCUCAAUGCAGGACACGAUGAGAUCAGCAAUGCCGACGAUAUUAAUGCAACUUUCAUCAAAUAUGUCAAGUAUAAAGAUUGGGAUAAUGUGAUCAAGUUGCUUCGCGAACAUCGCCAGCUAGGAAGACUUCCAGUUUACACGGAUAUGGGAAUUGAAGGCAAAGGUGGUACAGCUCUUCACCACGCAAUCAGCCCGUUUCCGCACAGGACCGUCAACGUGCGCAUUGUUGAGCAGUUGGUGGAGUUGAUGGCAAAGGAAGACUUGGAAAGGCAAGACGGUUUUGGUCAGACAGCUCUUUUUCGCUUAAUGCUUUAUCAUCCAGAAAGGGUUGAAUUAGCUAAAUGCAUGCUUGAAAAGAACGACAAGUUAGUUACUAUUUUGUGUCGUUAUGAGGGCAAGACUCCUCUGGUUGUCCUGGCGGAGACGAUGGAAAAUGCAAAAGGAAUGGCUCGCUGUCUUUACUCCGUUACACCACAUGAAACACUAAGAGUUACCGAUGGCGCUCAACUUCUUUCUCUCGGUUUUCAGCUCAAUAGAUUCGAUAUUGCGUGGGAUUUGAUUCAACGUUACCCACAAUUGGCCAUGGCUAAAGACUACAACGGGAAUUUCCCCUUAGAAACAUUGGCCAAGAACCGUCAUGGAUUCUUAAGUGGAAGCCGGCUCAAUUUCUGGAAAAAAUUAAUCUAUAACGGCAUACGCAUAAGGCUCUUCGACCUAGUUUGGGAGUGAGGUGCUUAAAAAAAAAGCACCUAUGAAAAAAAGCUGUGAGGGUUUUAGGUGUUUGGUAAACUGAAAAAAAAGGGCUUAUUUUGGAAGCUG
Malus domestica (apple) is the source of this 1729-nucleotide messenger RNA. The record is from RefSeq and is a predicted model, not a curated record. Lineage: Eukaryota; Viridiplantae; Streptophyta; Magnoliopsida; Rosales; Rosaceae.